AUGGCUAUCACUUUUACGGAGAAAGUUGCAAAAUUGUGCUGUAUAAAUGCUUUAAUCCAGUCUUACGUCAGUUCUCAGCAUGAUCCCACUCUCAAAGCUCCAGAAUUUAUUCUCAAAAUGAUGAAAAAAGAACUAGCUUACAACAAAAGCUUAGAUGACUUCGAGUGGGUCUAUCUAAAACUCUGUGGUAAUAAUUCUCUGGAGACGGAGUACCGUUUGCAAGACAAUGACAUCAUACUCCAUAAAUUGCCAACGAAGUUUUUUCUCUUAAAGAAAGAUCAGUGCCUAAAGGAACUUAAUUUAACCGGAAACAAUAUCAUGAAGCAUGGAGCUCAAGAGAUUGGCGAAAGUUUAAAGGUGAAUCGCACAUUGGAACGACUAAAAUUGACAGGAAAUCCAAUCGGUCGUGAGGGUGGAAUCGGUUUAGCUCAUGGACUCCUGCUGAACAACACAAUCACACAGCUAGAUGUCGGUGAAUGCGAUUUGGAGAUAUCUAGUGCUAUCGCCUUCGCAACAGUGCUUCGUACAAACAAAACCAUUGAUUACUUUAGCAUGGAUCGUCUCAUCCUCUUUACCCGUCAGGAAGAACAGACGGUCCAUAUAUAUGAGAUGCUGUGUGUAAGUUGA
Hydatigera taeniaeformis is the source of this 627-nucleotide messenger RNA. NCBI's taxonomy places the organism in Eukaryota, Metazoa, Platyhelminthes, Cestoda, Cyclophyllidea, Taeniidae. The record is from the annotation of a GenBank genome assembly.